AUGUUCCCUUACGAGUACGUGGAUUGUGCCGAAAAAUUAGAGGAUACUCGCCUACCGCCGCGCGAAUCGUUCUAUAGUUCUCUGACCGGUGAUACGGUAUCCGAGAGCGAUUACGCGCACGCCGAGAACAUCUGGCAGCGGUUCGUCAUUCGAACGCUCGGCGAGUACAGCGAUUUGUACUUGAAAACGGAUGUCUUGUUAUUGGCCGACGUAUUCGAAAAUUUCCGCGAUAGCUGCAUCAAUAGUUACGGUCUCGAUCCCGCGUAUUAUUACACUCUGCCCGGUUUUACGUGGGACGCGAUGCUCAAGCAUACGCGUAUAAACUUCGAACUUCUUACCGAUAUCGAUAUGGUCAUGUACAUAGAACGCGGUAUACGCGGCGGCCUGAGCCAAUGUUCGAACAGGUACGCGCAAGCCAACAACAAGUACAUGCAGUCGUACGACCCAUCGAAACUUCCGUCGUAUCUCAUGUAUUACGACGUUAAUAACUUGUACGGUUGGGCAAUGUGUCAACCACUGCCCUAUGCCGAAUUGCGAUGGGUCGAUGACACUUCCAAUUUCGACGUGAACAUGAUCGCUCCGGAUUCACCAAAGGGAUACAUUCUCGAAGUCGAUCUCGAGUAUCCGCAACAGCUGCACGACGCGCACGUCAACCAUCCGUUCUGCCCAACGCGCGAUAAGCCGCCGGGUAAACGGCAGGAUAAGCUGCUCGCAACUGUGUACGAUAAGAAGCGGUACGUCAUUCAUUAUCGCAAUCUGCAGCAGUGUACGCGUAACGGUCUUCGCGUCACAAAAAUACACCGCGUAUUAAAAUUCGCGCAAUCUCCAUGGCUCUGCGAUUACAUCGAACUAAAUACGCGAUUUAGAACGGCAGCGAAAAAUGAUUUCGAGAAAAAUUUGUACAAACUAAUGAACAACGUAGUAUUCGGUAAAAUCAUAGAGAACGUGCGCAAUCACGUGGAUGUUAAACUGUUAACGAAAUGGAACGGACCAUACGGCGCGGAGGCAAUGAUCGCGAAACCGAAUUUCCACAGUCGCAGCGUCUUUUCGGAAAACCUGGUCGCGAUCGAGAUGCGUAAGCUCGAGGUGAAGUUCAAUAAACCGAUCUACGUAGGUAUGUGCAUCCUCGACAUAUCCAAGGUCUGUUUGUACGAGUUUCACCACGAGUACAUGUUACCCCUUUAUCGCGAGAAGUGUAAGGUUACGUACACGGAUACCGAUAGUUUGAUUUAUCAUAUCGAGUGCGAGGACGUGUACGAGUAA
Molecule: messenger RNA, 1263 nt
Organism: Ooceraea biroi (clonal raider ant)
Lineage: Eukaryota; Metazoa; Arthropoda; Insecta; Hymenoptera; Formicidae
Biological process (GO): DNA replication
Molecular function (GO): DNA binding; nucleotide binding; DNA-directed DNA polymerase activity
Source: RefSeq, a predicted model, not a curated record